Mycosarcoma maydis (corn smut) is the source of this 627-nucleotide messenger RNA. RefSeq lists its product as uncharacterized. Lineage: Eukaryota; Fungi; Basidiomycota; Ustilaginomycetes; Ustilaginales. The coding region runs from base 1 to 627 and encodes 208 amino acids. The record is from RefSeq and is a predicted model, not a curated record. The transcript has a single exon.
AUGACAAAGAUGCUCAACCUAAUCACAAUUCUUGUCGGUAUCACGUCGCUCGUAUCGGGGGUGAUGUGUGUCUUGCCCCACGUCAUGCCGCACGAAUUGAUGCAGUACGACCACAAUGCAGGAAGACUCUGGAACACUGUGACUAACAUGAAAAUGCUACCCGGCGUCCGACACACGCUCAACUACGAAGUCGGAGUGACUGCUCGAUGGCAUCAUUUUCUGCAAGAACACGGAAACACGGCACUUAACAACAUCCUGGCCGAUCUGAAUCACUAUGUCCAGGAGGUUGACCGUCGGGACUACAAUGUUGGUCCAAGAUUCCGGAAAUUCCUAUCGGCCAACAGCAAGGCCCAGGUACUUCCUGUCUCGGAACGGGGUGAGCAGUACGUAGCACGGAGGCUUGUCAAUGCAUUCGCCGACACCUGGCAACAGCAUCAUGCAGCCCAGCAACAAGCUGCAUGGCAAGCCGAGCUAGACGCCAUCGAGCACGAGGAAAGCGGCGGCGUUAUGAGCGGAAGCGAGGAAGAAGGGGAUACCGCAACGGGCCCGGGACAGGUAGUUCAAGCUGAACGCUCGCAGAGAGCGGGCUCUGCGUCCGCUGGCCCUUCCCGCAGAAACCAGUCCUGA